Messenger RNA from Chenopodium quinoa (quinoa), 1146 nucleotides. Its product is annotated as FBD-associated F-box protein At4g13985-like. The record is from RefSeq and is a predicted model, not a curated record. The transcript has 2 exons. Lineage: Eukaryota; Viridiplantae; Streptophyta; Magnoliopsida; Caryophyllales; Amaranthaceae. The coding region runs from base 1 to 1146 and encodes 381 amino acids.
AUGGGGUUUUGGGUAGAGGAACUGAGGGAGGAGGAAUUGGGUUUGGAGUUUGGGGGAGCAAAAUUCAAGUCAUGGAUUCGUUUAAUUUCUAAGCGAAACGUAUCUGCAAUCAAGGCUAUUCGCGAACCCCCUUCGCGUACUCCGCUGCCCACUCUCCCCAGUACUAUCUUUGAAAUUCGAUCACUUGUUCAUCUUCAAUUGGUUGGAUUGCUUCAAUGUAAAUUGCCUAGUGUUGUAAAGGGGAUAGUUACUCUUCCUAAUCUGAAGAAGCUUGAAUUGGGUGACGUUAUUUGGGACGACUUACAGAAAUUAUGGGCAUUGAUUAGUUCUUGCCCACUUUUGGAAGUUCUGUCUUUAGGAUUACAAUUUUACAAUGAUGGUGUAGUGAAUGUGAAUAUAACAUCUCCCGUGUUGAAGUCUUUGAUUAUUGAUCACCCGAGCGAGGUCAAGUUUGCCAUUGAUACCCCUAUGCUCGAACACCUUGCACUAACUGGUAGGGUUGGGCAUUAUAGCUUUGCCCGAUAUCCAACUAAACUGAUUAAGGCAGAGCUUAAUGUUUAUGUUAAUGGACCUUUUACCGAUAAUGAAUUUAGCAAAAUACUACCGCUAAUUCGAAGGAUUUCUGGUGUCAAGUCUCUUAGCCUGAGCAUUAUGAAUUUCUUCAAGGCUCUUAAUUCCUUGAAGGUUGAUGUUGGUUCGAUAUUCUGUAAUCUAACCCAUCUUAGAUGGACUUGGCCUAGUGUCAAUAACAACUUAGAUGUCCAACAUACACUUCCAGUGUGUUUGUUUAGUAAAAUCAAGAGGCUUGAAUUAUUGAAAAUGAAAGCGAAUGCCAAUAAUUUAAAGAUGUUGGAAUACAUUCUUAGCAAGGCAAUUGUUUUGGAGCGGCUUCAUAUAUCAUCUGGUGAUUAUGCUUAUGGGAUCGGUCAUUCUGGUGAUGUAUCCUAUUUUGUAGGCAAGAAUAAAGACAUACUAUGGUGGGAAUACCAGAUAUAUAACACACUCUUAGCUGCUCCAAAGAGUUCUCUACUCAGUGACAUUGAGUUUGUUGGUACUUACAUCCAUGCAUCGCGUGAUAGGUCUCAAAACGGAUUCAUUGUAACCAUCAACAGUCAGACCACAAGUCCGACAUCAACCAUUCAAUGA